AGCGGAUUGGCCCGGCGAGCUGUCGCUCAGGCGCUCAGGGCCGGCGGCCUCGGCAGGGCAACGUCGCGGGCAGAGCGGGAGGCGGCCGAGCGGCGGCGGCGGCGGAGGAGGAGGAGCCGGAGCCUCUGACGCAGCCAGACGCCGGGAGCAAAGGGCGAAUCCUGGCCCUUCCAGACGACUCAGAGGACAGUUCCAGAUGGCCUGGCAGGCAGGAAGGCAACCUCUGCGGUGCCCUCGGAGUCCGAAGGAGGGGCUUCCCUGACAGAUAGACUGCCUCUGCCUGAGCAGGUUCCUCAUCUCCACCUGGUGAAGAUCUGUGGCCCUGAUGCAGCUGCACCCACGGAGGCCCAGGAAGGAGAUGGCGCUGGUGGAGCCCCCUCGCUGGCAGACGAUGUCGGCCUCUAACAACAUCGCCCAGGCCAGGAAGCUGGUGGAGCAGCUGCGGAUCGAGGCCGGGAUGGAGCGGAUCAAGGUCUCCAAAGCCUCCCUGGAGCUGCUGAACUACUGCGAGCAGCAGGCCAGGAACGACCCCUUGCUGGUUGGCGUCCCCACCUCGGAGAACCCCUUCAAGGACAAGAAACCCUGCACCCUCCUAUAGCGCCCCCCCCCGGGCCAGGCACCCCCAGCCCUGAUCUCCAGCCAGGUCAAGGAAGGGGGAGCAGGCCUCACCCUGCCCUCUCGUCUGGUCAGCAGAUGGCCAAAUUAUUGGUGGAGGGGGGGAAGAAGGACACAAGGCCGGGCUUGAGGGGUCGUCCUGGCAGGGACCCCAUAGGAAGCUGGUCUGUCCAGUGCUGAGGAUGCCCCCCAGGUGGAGACCUGGACGGGGUCAGGCAGGCAAAGUCCACUGGCAGCUGCCCGUCCCACCCUGUUGGGGAGGGGGCUUCCCAAGCAGAAAUGCCUUCUCUUUCUCAGGCCCUCGUCUUCUCCUUUGGGGUGCUCUCCGUCAUACCCGUCUCUCAAGCACCACCUCCCCAGUGCCCCCCUCCACUUGGGCUCCCCAGGGACAUUUGCAGGCAGACCCUCCUCCAGGCCAGGAGGGGGGAGGGGUUCUUUCUGGAGGGCCAGUGACCCAAAGGCCACAUUCCUCUGUCCCAAGCAGCCAUUUUGCUCAAGAAAGCCACUUGAGGGGCAGGGACCCCCGAGUGCCCCAGGCCCUACUCGUGCCAAAGCCAAAGAGGGGGGGAGGGCUGUGCCCUGGCUCUCCCCAAGAGAGGAACCCAUGGCACAAAAGCAGAAACACGAGGACGGAGUCCCCUGGGGAGUCUUGGGGAUGCCAGCAGCCUGGAUGUGGGAAUAGGUGGUGGGGCGGGGGGGGGGGCUGUGCCAGCUUCUUUAGUGGAGAAUCUGCUGUCCAGAAGGAGCUCCUCCCUCCCAGGAGUGAGAACUACUCUUCUCCAGAUUGGAAGACAGGCUCAGGUCUUGCUUCUGAGGCUGGGGGUAGGAUGGGAUUGGCAGCCCCCCCCCCCGCCAGGCCAGGGCUGCCAGCAGUUUGGUGCUCUUUUUCCCUCGCCCGGAAGUGGUCGGGGCGGCUCCAGGGACCCCCAGCCAGCAGGGCCUCCAUCGGCUCCCAGAAGCCCCCCUGCUCUCCUGGAAGGCUCAGCCAUUGGACCUCUGGUGCCAAAGUUACCCCCCCCCGUGGUGCCAAAGCAGCCCCUGGCAGUCACUGCAAAAGGAUGUGGGGCAUCUGCUCUCGGAUGGUAAAGCUGAGAACAUUUGGCCUUAAAGUGUCGCUUAUACCUAAAGUGUUUUUAAAAUUAUACAUAAAAGUUUGCUACACAAGAUUUUAAAAAGGACAGCACACACAGAAAGCCGUGCAAAACUCUAGGCAACAGCAACAACAAAGAGUGUGAAAUUUUGUGUGACUUGUUUGUCUUAUGCUUAAAUCCAGCACAGGGCAGUUUCCCUCCCCCCCAACACACAUAUACACACACGCGUGCGCCGGGGGUAUUCCUCUUGUGCCAAACUUGAGCAGUUUGUUUUUUAAUUCACCAAAGUGACAAGUGCAUUGAUUUAGUUUUUCCAAAAAAGGCUGCUGAGCCUCGUUCUUGUUUGCCAAACUCUCUUCCUGUUGCCAAAAAGGGGGGUGUCUAUAAAAGGGGGGAGGGAGAGGCCCGGCCUGAGUGGGCGUGGCUAAUUUCCCUUUUGUAAAAUCGGUCUCUCUCCCGUGUGCCCCGGACUGACUUCCUUGCUAGUACUGAACGUGCUGUGGGGUUCCUGUUUUAAAAAAGUGAAGCGAUCACACAAAGAAUAAAACCUCACUUUUGCUGGAAA
This is a messenger RNA of Crotalus tigris (Tiger rattlesnake), 2271 nucleotides long. RefSeq names its product G protein subunit gamma 7 (gene GNG7). Gene Ontology annotation, cellular component: heterotrimeric G-protein complex. Lineage: Eukaryota; Metazoa; Chordata; Lepidosauria; Squamata; Viperidae. The record is from RefSeq and is a predicted model, not a curated record. Gene Ontology annotation, molecular function: G-protein beta-subunit binding. The transcript is spliced from 6 exons. Bases 326 to 598 code for a protein of 90 amino acids. Gene Ontology annotation, biological process: G protein-coupled receptor signaling pathway.